Messenger RNA from Sclerotinia sclerotiorum 1980 UF-70, 837 nucleotides. RefSeq lists its product as hypothetical. The record is from RefSeq and is a predicted model, not a curated record. The coding region runs from base 1 to 837 and encodes 278 amino acids. The transcript has a single exon. Lineage: Eukaryota; Fungi; Ascomycota; Leotiomycetes; Helotiales; Sclerotiniaceae.
AUGCUUACGUCGCACUUUGAAUAUCCCAGCCGCGCGGCUGCCGGCCCCGCCAUUGUCACGAUCGACGAUGUCAAGCUAGGCAGACAAGUGUCUACGCUCCAUCUCACUCUCUGGCAAGAUGGCCUUCUAUCGCAAUCGCCAUGGGUCACACCUUCGGUUUCGCGUCGCGUUACACUUGCAUAUACAAGCCAUACGAAUCUGAGCACCUUCGAAGGCAUCACGAUACCAACGGCAUAUGAAGCGUCUCCGACAGCGGCGCUACCUCCAAUCCCGGACUUCGAGCUACUCAAGACUCAAGACAUAGAUAACAACUGGGAACUGUCAAGAUUGCCUAAGCCACCUGGACCAUUAAGCUACCUAACCAAGUGGCGCUUUUACAUGCCGCGCGGAAACCCACUGGUAUCAGGAACGACGGAUAUGUGGAUCCGCUUGUCGAACGGGGAGCGUAUUACACAGGGUGCGCUAGCCUAUGUCGCAGACGCUUUUCCACACAAUCUCCACAUGUUUCUCGCAACACCAGAGCUCCGUGCGCUUAUAGAAGCACAGCAAAAACAGGCCAACUCAAACGCCAAGGGACAGGGAGGAACAGAGGAACGUGCGAGCUUAUGGUUCCCAACUCUGACGAUGAACUUGGAAGCGAAGAUGGCGCUUCCGGAGCAAGGUAUUGAGUGGUUGACUGUUAGAGUGACGACUAAGCAGAUUAAGGAUGGUAGAUUUGAUAUUGAUUUACUUAUAAGGGAUGUGGAUGGGGAAAUUGUGGCUUUGAGUCAACAGGUUGCGAUGAUUCUAAGUAUUGAACGGAAUAUGGCGAGUAGAAAGCCGAAGGCAUUACUAUAA